This is a messenger RNA of Onychostruthus taczanowskii (white-rumped snowfinch), 1974 nucleotides long. It is a transcript of the gene ZC3H10, whose product is annotated as zinc finger CCCH-type containing 10. The transcript is spliced from 2 exons. Bases 1 to 1452 code for a protein of 483 amino acids. Lineage: Eukaryota; Metazoa; Chordata; Aves; Passeriformes; Passeridae. The record is from RefSeq and is a predicted model, not a curated record. Gene Ontology annotation, molecular function: metal ion binding.
AUGGACCGGGCUCCUUCCGAGCCCACCGGGACCAGGAAGUUCCGGUAUCUCCGACGCGCACCCAGCGCGACGGCGGCUCGCUCCGAUGACGUCACGGUGACGCAUUUCCUGCGCGCCGGGCCGCGCGGGUCCUUCCGGGCCGCCCCGGAAGCGGCGCCGAGCGGGUCCCGCCCGCCGCCGGCACCGGCCGCGCGUUGGUGGCGCCGGAGGCCCCGCGGGGAGGCCGCGAGCCGCGACCCCUCCGGGUGCCCCAGGGUGGGAGUGAGUCCCCCCAUUCCCUCUCCCUCCCUCCCUCCCUCCCUCCCGGCCCGCGACGGCUACGCCGGCCCCGGCGGCGGCGGCGGCGGCGGCGGCAGCGGCGACGAGUCGUCCUCGGGCGCCGACGACAUCUGCCGCGACUUCCUGCGCAACGUCUGCAAGCGCGGCAAGCGCUGCCGCUUCCGGCACCCCGACAUCUCCGAGGUCACCAACCUGGGCGUGCGCAAGAACGAGUUCAUCUUCUGCCACGACUUCCAGAACAAGGAGUGCGUGCGCCUCAACUGCCGCUUCAUCCACGGCACCAAGGAGGACGAGGAUUCCUACAAGAAGACGGGCGAGCUGCCGCCGCGCCUGCGCCAGAAGGUGGCGGCCGGCUUGGGCUUGUCGCCGGCCGAUUUGCCCAACAGCAAGGAGGAGGUGCCGAUCUGCCGGGAUUUCCUCAAGGGGGAUUGCCAGCGCGGCGCCAAGUGCAAGUUCCAGCACCUGCAGCGGGACUACGAGCAGGGGCUGGGCCGCCGCUACGAGCCCUACGACGGGCUCUACGAGCCCGACGAGCCGGUGCUGAAACGGCGGCGGGCCGAGGGGCUCUACGAGAGCUACGAGUACGGCUUCGCCAGCCCGCGGGCCGUGGAGUACCGGCUGCUGGAGGAGGAGAACGUGCUGCUGCGCAAGCGCGUGGAGGACCUCAAGAAGCAGGUCAACAACCUGCUGGCCACCAACGAGGUGCUGCUGGAGCAGAACGCUCAGUUCCGCAACCAGGCCAAGGUGAUGACGCUCAGCUCCACGGCCGCGGCCACCGAGCAGACUCUGGCGCCCGCGGUGGGCACGGUGACCGGCUACAACCACGGCAUCGCCCAGACGCACACCACGCUCAGCAGCCAGGCCCUGCAGCCUCGCCCCGUCACCCAGCAGGAUUUGGUGGCGCCGGCGGGCGCCCAGGCCGCCCCUCCGGCCAACGCCGCGCCGCCCAUGAACCCCGAGAUCGCGCCGCUGUCGGCGGCGCUGGCGCAGACCAUCGCGCAGGGCAUGGCGCCGCCGCCCGUCUCCAUGGCGCCCGUGGCCGUGUCGGUGGCGCCGGUGGCCGUGUCCAUGGCGCAGCCGCUCGGCGGCAUCACCAUGAGCCACGCCACCACGCCCAUGGUCACCUACCCCAUCGCCUCGCAGAGCAUGAGGAUAACGGCCAUGCCGCACUGACCGCUGGGGACGGACGGACGCACGGACAGACGGACGCGGGGUGUGCCACCCCCUCCCGGUGCUGGAGGGGGGCGGUGGGUGCGGCCCCCGGGGCGCCGUGGGCGGACUGAGCCGCCGGGGGCGGCGCCGGGGGCGGCUCCCGGUGCCCCUGUAAUGUUUUCGGCUAUUAAAACGAACGGAAAAAAAACCCAAAAAAAAAAAAAAGCCCAAACCCGCACGGGCUCGGCUGUGCCGGUAGGGCCGGGGAGCUGGGGGGACACCGGGACCGGGACACCGGGACCCGGACACCGGGACCGGGACACCGGGACCGGGACACCGGGACCGGGACACCGGGGCAUGGCCACGCCCCUCACCGAGACCACGCCCACAUAGCAAAUAAAGGCGUGGCCAAGUUUUGGCGGACUGCCCAUGAGUGACGCGCGUGGGCGUGGCCGUAGGGGGGCCCGCCGCUCAGUGGGCGUGGCCACGGUCUGGCUGGCGUCCAACGGGCGGCGCGUGCGUGUGGGUGGGCGUGCCCCGCGC